Molecule: messenger RNA, 646 nt
Organism: Talpa occidentalis (Iberian mole)
Lineage: Eukaryota; Metazoa; Chordata; Mammalia; Eulipotyphla; Talpidae
Gene: EFCAB10
Product: EF-hand calcium binding domain 10
Exons: 5
Coding region: 32-430 (132 amino acids)
Molecular function (GO): calcium ion binding
Source: RefSeq, a predicted model, not a curated record
GCCUGGUCGCCUAGCAACCUCCACCAGCCCGAUGGAGCCCGGUGGCGGCCGGGAGCUUGAGGCCAGGAAUUAUCUGGAAAAACAUAAGAUUAAGGAGUUACUGAACUAUCUCACCAGCAUUCUCCUGUACUUCCGGCCGAGAAAACCAAGGGAAUAUUUAAUAUCUCUAUUGGAACGACUGAGAAUUGCCAAAAUAACAGGUGUACAUUUUCCUCUCUUCAUGGAUAACUCUAACAUUGUAUCUAUGUUUGAGAUGAUGGACUCCUCAAAGAGAGGCACCAUAUCAUUUGUGCAGUAUAAAGAAGCCCUAAAAACCCUGGGUCUGUGUACUGCAGAUGAAGUUUUAAAAGAUGAUGGACGUGCAAUAACUUUGGAGAGAUUCAAGAAUGAGGUGAAGGAGAGGACUAAUGAAAUAUGGUCAGCAUUUUAAUAACAUUUUAAAAAUACGGAAUUACAUACUGACUGGGCAGAAUGACCCUUCUUUGGGUUACUCUACAGCUCCAAGGAAAGGACAAAGGGAGGAGGAUGGUAACGAGCGCCCUGUACCUGGAGAACAGCAGGCCUGCGGGGGGCACAGCUAUGGACCAGCCAGGAGUCUACUGGGCCACCCUCUGGUCAUAAAUUCUUGCACUAUCUUGAGAGUUUC